Molecule: messenger RNA, 276 nt
Organism: Penicillium mononematosum
Lineage: Eukaryota; Fungi; Ascomycota; Eurotiomycetes; Eurotiales; Aspergillaceae
Exons: 1
Coding region: 1-276 (91 amino acids)
Source: RefSeq, a predicted model, not a curated record
AUGUGUUACAAAGUCGUCGAACGCUAUUCCGUCUGCAAAUGUCUCUACUUUGAACACUCGAUCGAUCCAUGCUCUGCUUAUGGACAGCGCGGCCAUACAGUACAGGAAAAGACCGUCCUAGUUGGGUAUGCCUGUGACAGACACUCGGGACGCGGGUUAUAUGCUGUUUCGCCUGGUGCGAGGCGGUGGUCUGAUUCUGGGUAUGGGAGUCUGGAUUUGAGUGGGAGUGAGGAUGAAUGUGAGAGUGAGAACGCGUAUAUGGCUGUGCCAUUAUGA